Cercocebus atys (sooty mangabey) is the source of this 1884-nucleotide messenger RNA. Its product is annotated as protein transport protein SEC31-like. The coding region runs from base 272 to 988 and encodes 238 amino acids. The transcript has a single exon. NCBI's taxonomy places the organism in Eukaryota, Metazoa, Chordata, Mammalia, Primates, Cercopithecidae. The record is from RefSeq and is a predicted model, not a curated record.
ACCCUGAGCAGUUCCUACAGGCUGUGGCCAUCUCCCUGCAGGUAGGGUCUGCCGGGGGCUCCUGGGAGGCUGCGCCAAUGGCACCUGUCAUGCAGCUGUUCUCGUUAACAGCAUCAAAUACCUUCCUAACGAUUGCCUUCCUUCCAAACGGGGAGAAGCUGACAGUGUUUUCCACAGAGACCUGCUCUUUGUAUAGGGAGGUGCUCCUGGCACCCAGAAUGUGUGUCAGGCCAGGCUCUGGUGAAAAGAAGCCUUGGCCAGAACCCGGGAUAUGACAUCCACACUGAGGUUCCAUCCUCAGUUAACACAGACGAGAAGGGUCAGCCCUGGAGUGCCCCCAUGCCCCACCCCCACUUUGGGGGGCAUCUUAUCUCGGGAAAUGGGUCCUCCAUCCCCCAGGGGCCCCAGGGCUGUGGCAGUGAGGGUGGGUGAGGUCACAGCUUGUGCUGUAUUUGUGGUAACCGAGACUUGGGAAUCACUGACCGGGUCUCCGACAGAGGCAGGGGCUGGCCUGGGCAGUGAGGCCCCCGGAGAACCGAGGGCUGCAGGCAUCCAUACACAUCUCCUUCAUCUUCCUACCCACACCUGGAAGAAGUCACAGGCCCACCUGGAGGCUGCCCAACUCUCCAGCUCCUGUCCUCCUGUCCCUGGGUUUUCCUUAGAGCUCCAUCCUGGUCCUGGCAACCCCUGCAACCUUGGCAGCCCCACCCCACUCAGGGGCCUCCCUGUCACCCAGUCUUGGCUCCCACCCCCAGGUGCUGAUCUCACAUCUGCCACCUGUCAGUGGCAGGUGCCCAGGGAACAGGAGCUUGGAUUGCAGGGCCCCUGCCUCCAGGAAUGUGGGACGUGGCUCCAUUGGAUGGGGCCUCCAGAGGAAGCUGAGCCCACCGGGGGAAAUCCUGGGGGGCUGUCUCAUGGGCCAUCCCGGCCCAUCAUUGCCCAGGAGCAGAGAGAGGGCACUCGCCCCCUGGAAGGAGGGCGCUCAUAGCAAGUGUGCUAAUUCAGGCCGCCUGCCUGUCCUUGUAGGCCACAGCCUUCUGUGCUGCCGUGCUCUGGAUGAACUUGGCCUGUGUAUGCUGCUUUCUGCGUGGUCCCUGGGGGCUGCCCUGGCCAUGCUCCAGCCCCAGCCCUCACUACCUGCUCAGACGCACCUGUGCUGUUCCCCGAGGCCACAGUCUGAGCCCACCUUCCCUUGGGGUAGAGUGAGGGGUUCAUCCUUCAUUAGUUACCCCUGGGACAGCCUCAAGAAAGCCCAGAGGGGAGGUGUUGUGAGUAGGUUACAAAGGCUGCAGGGGUUGGGGCCAAGGCCUCUGCCAUAAGAGAAGGCCUGGGCCCUGCUCCCAGCUUCUGGAAGAGGCGCCUCCUCCGGCUGGGGCCUGGCAGCAGCAGGGAGUGGAGAAGGGAGCAGGGCCUGUGUGCAGAGCUACAGGCUUCUGUGGGCACCUCCUUCCCUCUGCUUCAGCACCCUCCGGCCCCCAGCUCUUUCCCUGAGCCCCUAAGCACCGUGGGGAAGUGACGCAGACAGCUGGGGCCCAGAUUCAUCUACACUCCUCUUCCCACCUGAAGGCCCCAGCACCACGGGCACACCUCUCGUCCCACCGGCCAGCCCUCCCUACACCCGUCCACAACAGACAAUAGUGAAGGCCGAGGUCCCCUUGGCCAGAAACCUGUCCUGGGAGCUGGCAUCACCCACCCCACUGCCUGGGCCCACCUGCAGCCCAGCCCCUCUGUCCCGUCCAAGAGCAGCUCCAGCAGCUCCUCCUGUCUGUCCCCUCAUUUCCCUCGGGAUCUUUCCUGUCAGCCACCCGUGCUGCUACUUCUCUCAUCCUAAAAACAUUUGUUUAAAGUCCUCUGGGCCAGGCCUGGUGGCUGACGCCUGUAAUC